AUGAGCUGGCAACUCGUUCAACCGAUCAUCAAGGACUACACUACCGUCUCGAAACCCAAAUCCUAUUGCACCAUCUCCUUUGUCUCUCAGUUCCAGGCAGCCCCACUGGUCUUCAACCAAAUUUACGGCUUCAACAGCGGCGAACCUGCUCUGGCUUUCGUGGGUAGCAUCGUCGCGGCUGUUUUGAUCUACGGUGUUUUUUGCCCUCCGGUAAAUCUAUCGCUACGAGCACAUUCGCGAUCGCUUGAAAGGAAAAGUGUCUCGUAA
This is a messenger RNA of Tilletiaria anomala UBC 951, 267 nucleotides long. RefSeq lists its product as uncharacterized. Lineage: Eukaryota; Fungi; Basidiomycota; Exobasidiomycetes; Georgefischeriales; Tilletiariaceae. The record is from RefSeq and is a predicted model, not a curated record. The transcript is spliced from 2 exons. The coding region runs from base 1 to 267 and encodes 88 amino acids.